AUAAAGGAAGGAAACACAGACACACGGGAAGAAAUGGGGAAGGAAUAUAGUAUACAAAACUCACAACCCUACUCACAGCCGUACGCAAAAUCACACAGGCAUCAAGAUGAAGUUCUUUGUGCUGGCGAUGCUGUGGGCAUGUGCUGCAAGUCUCGAAGAUCUGACAGGUAAAAUGCUCACCUUCCCAGCAGAAAGCAACACAGCUCACGUAAAGCUGAAUUCAUCAAAAGACGAUUUCAGUGCUGUAACCGUCUGUCACAGAACCUUCACAGAUCUCAACAGGGACCACGUGCUGUUCUCUAUGGCCGUAUCUUCUUCUUCUAAUGCCUUCCUGCUUUUCUGGGAUAACACCAACAAGGAGAUUGAGCCACAUGUCAAGGAAGCAAAGGCAGAAUUCCGAGGGUUUGACUACAAGCUAAACAUGUGGCACUCUAUCUGCGCAACCUGGGACUCCAAGUCUGGACUAGUGCAGCUGUGGUUUGAUGGGCUACCUUCAAUUAAGAAGUAUGUCAGCUCUGGAUCAAACAUCAGAGGACGUCCUAUCAUUAUUCUAGGACAGGAGCAGGACAGCUACGGCGGAGGGUUUCACGAUAAGCAGUCCUUUGUGGGCAUGGUGUCCGACGUCCACAUGUGGGACUACGUUCUGUCGUCCUGCGAGAUCCAGCGCUAUUUGAACGAACUGAACUUCACUCCGGGGAAUGUGCUGAACUGGGCGGCGAUGGAGCUCCAGCAGAUAGGCAGAGUGGUGACAGAAGAAAAAUUCAUGUCGUGUCACUGAAUUUUUAAAACAGGAUCUUAGAAUGUCAACGACAACAAUUCACUCCUUGUCACUGUUGAUUAAAGGAUAGUGUGUGUCAUUUUUUAAGUCUGUCAAUGCAGUGCACUAAUCGAGAUCUCUAUUUAGCAUGACUGUGCUGGUAAUAAAUUUGCUGCCUUUUCUGUGCAAAACUGUGUUCAGCAAUAAUAAAACAGUACAACUGACAAGCCAAAGCAAUUUAUGUUAGAUCACCAUCCAUUAAAAGGUAGUUUUGGAUGAUUUUAUCAUAUUAUGUUUAGGUUUGUUGGAUUAUUUUACCUGUUGAUACCACGAAAAGAUCCCUUUUUAACACUUAACCGGAAUCUGCCGUCCUUUCUGAGCACAGCUGUAUUCCAAUGUUCAGCCAAAGGUGUAAUAAAGCAGUUUGACUGAGGUAA
This is a messenger RNA of Amphiprion ocellaris (clown anemonefish), 1194 nucleotides long. RefSeq names its product serum amyloid P-component-like. The transcript is spliced from 5 exons. The record is from RefSeq and is a predicted model, not a curated record. Lineage: Eukaryota; Metazoa; Chordata; Actinopteri; Pomacentridae. The coding region runs from base 107 to 778 and encodes 223 amino acids.